Messenger RNA from Polistes dominula (European paper wasp), 564 nucleotides. Its product is annotated as transmembrane protein 14C. Gene Ontology annotation, biological process: regulation of heme biosynthetic process. The record is from RefSeq and is a predicted model, not a curated record. NCBI's taxonomy places the organism in Eukaryota, Metazoa, Arthropoda, Insecta, Hymenoptera, Vespidae. Gene Ontology annotation, cellular component: mitochondrial membrane.
GUCGACUCUAUAAAUUAGUUAAGCUAUGACGUUGGAACUGUGAUAAGAGAAAGAGACUGUAUUGAUUAUCAUUAAUCUUCAAUUUGGCAUAAUCAUUCGAGUAGAACUAUUUUUAGAGUAAACAAAAGAAAACAAAAGAAAACAAAAAUGCCAAUUGAUCUUCCUGCAUUUGCUUAUGCUGCAGCUGUUGCUGGCGGCGGCAUUUUAGGUUACGUAAAAUCACAUUCUAUUCCAUCUCUUGCUGCGGGAUUAGUCUUUGGAUCCGUUCUUGGUUAUGGAGCUUAUCAAACGUCUCAAGAUCCAGCCAACGUUGGAGUCUUAUUAGGAACAACUACUGCGCUUGGAGGUUUGAUGGGUUAUCGGUUUUAUAAUACUGGAAAAAUUAUGCCAGCUGGAGUGAUAACGAUCAUGAGUGCUGCGAUGAUAGUAAGGAUAGUCACAAGAUAUUUCUCACCACCUGUAAAGGCAGAUUAAACAUGGAGCUUGUAACACAUAUUGUUUAUAAAUAUAAAUAUAUAAAUAUUUCAAGGUGUUACAAAAGUGGAUAAAAAAAUGUAUUUCAUU